This is a messenger RNA of Panthera uncia (snow leopard), 3962 nucleotides long. Its product is annotated as guanylate cyclase D-like. The record is from RefSeq and is a predicted model, not a curated record. Gene Ontology annotation, molecular function: protein kinase activity; ATP binding; peptide receptor activity. The transcript has 18 exons. Gene Ontology annotation, biological process: protein phosphorylation; intracellular signal transduction; receptor guanylyl cyclase signaling pathway. Lineage: Eukaryota; Metazoa; Chordata; Mammalia; Carnivora; Felidae. Bases 3 to 3737 code for a protein of 1244 amino acids.
AAAUGCUAGAAAGCAAACUUUAUUUUUGUCCCCUUUUCCCAGGACUACAGGGGGGAUUGUCCCCUGAAGGUUGGUAUUGGCUGCUGCCACACGGGAAGACGUGCCUGUCCUGCCAGGGUCCGUGGGGGUCCACUCUCAGUCAUCCAAGGACAGCCUUUUUCCCACCUCUUCUGUCUGUGGUGCUUUGGGGUGCCAUCCUGUGGGCUGGCUUCCUCCCCGAUCCGGCCCUCGGGUCAGGGACCUUCACCUUGGGGGUGCUGGGUCCUUGGGACUGUGACCCCAUCUUUGCCAGGGCCCUCCCCAGUGUAGCAGCCCAGCUGGCUGUGGACCGAGCCAACCAGGACUCCUCACUGGUGCUGGGCUCGAGGCUGGCUUCCAUGGUCCUUGCCACGGGCUGUGACACCCCUCAUGCUCUGGCCACGUUCCUGGCCCACAAGAAUACCGUGGCUGCCUUUGUGGGCCCUGUCAAUCCCGGUUACUGUCAAGCGGCAGCCCUGCUGGCCCAAGGCUGGGGCAAGACCCUCUUCUCCUGGGCUUGCGGAGCUCCAGAAGGAGGAAGUGAGCUGGUGCCCUCCUUGCCUUCGGCUGCCCACGUGCUGCUGUCUAUCAUGAGACACUUUGGCUGGGCUCGUGUGGCCAUCGUGUCCUCCCACCAGGACAUCUGGGUGGCCACAGCCCGGCAGGUGGCCGUGACUCUGAGGACGCAUGGGCUGCCUGUGGGGCUGGUGACCUCUCUAGGACCUGGGGAGCAGGGGGCCACGGAGGUCCUGGAGCAGCUCUGCCACGUGGACGGUCUGAAAAUGGUGGUGCUCUGCAUGCAUUCGGCGCUCCUGGGGGGCCUGGAGCAGACGGCCCUGCUGAGCCGAGCGUGGGCCCAGGGCCUGGCAGAUGGGAGGCUGGUCUUCCUGCCCUACGAUACCCUGCUCUUUGCCUUGCCCUACCGCAACCGCUCCUACGCGGCCCUUGACGACCGCGGGCCCCUGCAGGAGGUCUAUGACGCAGUGCUCACCGUCAGCCUGGAGUCCGGCCCUGUGGACGAGGCCUUGGAAGCUGCCAGGGCCAUUGGAGAGGUGGCUGCCCACCUGGAGCCAGAGCAGGUGUCCCCACUCUUUGGGACCAUCUAUGAUGCUGUUGUCCUGUUGGCCCAUGCCCUGAACCGCUCUGAGAGCCAUGGGGCAGGACUCUCGGGAGCCCACUUGGGAGACCAUACAGGGGCUCUGAAUGUGGCUGGCUUUAGCCAGAGGAUCCGGACGGAUGAGAAGGGCAGGAGAUUGGCUCAGUACGUCAUCUUGGACACAGAUGGUCAGGGAAGACAGCUGGUUCCCACCCACAUUCUGGACACAGGCACGUGGCAAGUGCAGCCCCUGGACAGGGCCAUACACUUUCCAGGAGGGGCCCCUCCAGCACGUGACUCCAGCUGCUGGUUUGACCCCAAUAUGCUAUGCAUGAGAGGUAAUUCAUCAUCCCUCCAUCCAUUCACCUAUCCAUCCAUCCAAUCACCCAAUGCGUUUUCCUCUUCCUGGAGAGCUCCCCACCUUGCCUGGUUAAAUCUUACCUGUCUUACCAAUCAGGGCUGCCCCUCCACCCCGGCCACCAUGAUCCCCACAGCCCCUGAAUGCACAGCUCCCGGGGAGCUUCCUCGCUUUUGUCCUGGCAUGUGUCCUUUUGCUGGCUGGCGGGACCCUCACUUGCCUCAUCAGGCCAAGGGCCUGGGUAGGGGGCAGUGCUCAGCAGUGACCCCUCGGUGCUGGGACUGCUGGGGAGAAGGGAGAGAAAGAGGGAGAGGGCUCUGGGUCAGCGCAGGCCCAAUAGGCCAGAUCGAGGUGGGAGUGAUACGUGUGCCCUCCCUCUGCCCUGCCCUUUCUCUUGCCUCCAGAUUGGGCAUCCAACAGCUACAGCUGGUGCGGGGCCCCCACCGGAUCCUGCUGACAGCCCAGGAGCUCACCUUCAUCCAUCGGCCGCCAAGCAGACGGAGGCUGCACAUGGACAGCGUGAGUGAAUCAAGAAGUGUGGCAGAUGGCGGGAGCCUGAGGUCGGUGGCCCAGGGGUCAGCAAGGAGCCUGCCGGCCCCCCAGGAGCCCACCAAUGUGGCCCUGUACCAGGGGGAGUGGGUGUGGCUGAAGAGGUUUGAAGCAGGCACAGCCCCUGAGCUUCGGCCCAGCUGCCUCAGCCUCCUGAGAAAGAUGCGGGAGAUGCGGCAUGAGAACGUUGCUGCCUGCCUGGGCUUCUUUGUGGCCCCUGGGGUCAAUGCUCUAGUGCUGGAGCACUGUUCCCGGGGCAGCCUGGAGGACCUGCUGCGGAAUGAAGCUCUGAGGCUGGACUGGACUUUCAAGGCCUCUCUGCUGCUGGAUUUGAUCCGUGGCAUGCGGUAUCUGCACCAUCGACAUUUCCCUCACGGACGCCUCAAGUCCCGAAACUGUGUGGUGGAUGGGCGCUUUGUUCUCAAGGUCACUGACCACGGUUAUGCAGAGCUCCUGGACGUUCAGCGGGCUCCCCGCCCCCGGCCAGCCCCAGAAGAGCUGUUGUGGACGGCUCCAGAGCUGUUGCGGGGGCCCGGGGCGCCGGGACGGGGCACCCUCAAAGCAGACAUCUUCAGCAUCGGCAUCAUCCUGCAGGAGGUGCUGACUCGAGGCCCACCCUACUGCUCCUCAGGGCUCUCCGCAGAAGAAAUCAUCAGGAAGGUGGCAUCGCCCCCUCCCCUGUGCCGGCCCCUGGUGUCCCCUGACCAUGGGCCGCCCGAGUGUAUCCAGCUGAUGGAGCAGUGCUGGGAGGAGGCUCCAGAGGACAGACCCAGUCUAGACCAGAUCUACACCCAGUUCAAAAGCCUCAAUCAAGGCAAGAAGACCAGUGUUGCUGACUCUAUGCUGUGGAUGCUGGAGAAGUAUUCCCAGAACCUGGAGGACCUGAUCCAGGAGCGGACUGAGGAACUGGAGCUGGAGAGGCAGAAGACAGAGAGGCUACUCUCUCAGAUGCUCCCUCCGUCUGUGGCUGGAGCUCUGAAAAUGGGGGCAACUGUGGAGCCAGAGUACUUUGACCAGGUUACCAUAUACUUCAGUGACAUUGUGGGUUUCACCAUCAUCUCAGCCCUGAGCGAGCCCAUUGAGGUGGUAGGCUUGCUCAACGACCUCUACACACUGUUUGAUGCUGUUCUGGGCAGCCAUGAUGUGUAUAAGGUGGAGACCAUCGGGGAUGCCUACAUGGUGGCCUCAGGGCUGCCCCGGCGCAACGGGAGCCGGCAUGCGGCCGAGAUCGCCAACAUGGCCCUGGACAUCCUCAGCUCUGUGAGAGGCUUCCGGAUGAGGCACGCACCCGAUGUACCCAUUUACAUCCGGGCUGGUCUGCACUCAGGGCCCUGUGUGGCAGGGGUCGUUGGUCUCACCAUGCCUCGGUACUGCCUCUUUGGUGAUACUGUGAACACCGCAUCCCGGAUGGAGUCCACAGGACUGCCAUACAGGAUUCAUGUCAACAGAAGCACGGUCCAGAUGCUGCUCAGCCUGGAUGAAGGCUACACAGUUGACAUCAGAGGCCAGACUGAGCUAAAGGGGAAGGGCAAAGAGGAGACCUACUGGCUGGUGGGGAAGGCAGGCUUCCCCAGGCCCCUCCCCACACCGCUGAACAUCAAACCUGGGGAUCCCUGGCAGGACCUCAUAAACCAAGAAAUUAAGGUGGCCUUUGCCAAAGCGCGCCAGGGUAUGGCCAGGCCCAGGAGCUCGGGUCAGGCCUUCGCUGGGCCCUGAGGAUGAAAACAGUGGCCCCUGCCCAGAAACUCUUGUGCCUACGUACCCCCAAACCCUCCUUCUACUCCAAUCCCUGCAGAGAAUGCUCUUGCCCAGCAACCUGAAAGCCAACAGAGUGCUCGUUAAGAAGUGCCCUAGAGCGAUAUUAACUGAUGCAUUCCACUAUGAAUCCUACGGGCAAACUUGCCUCUUGAUACAAAAACAAUAAAAAUAGAAUUAUUCCCU